CCAUGGAAGCGACAACCAGGAGCAAGUAGCCACAAAUUUAAAUAAACCAAAGUAUUAAGAGUAAAUACUAAUUAUCGCUAAUAACUGUGUAACUCCUUUCUUAGUUAAGAUACUAAAUUUUUUGGAAUUUUGACAUCCACGUGUCUCUUCCAAGUUCCAAAUCAGUAUCAUGUUGCCAAAUCAAUAUUACUAACAAACUUGCUAACUGGAAGAUAACAUUUGACUAAUUAUUAGCAAUUCAAUAAAUUUGGCUAAUAAAAUAGAAUUUGAGAAAUGUUUGGCUAAUAAUUAGUGUUCUAUUGUGUUGUAGACAAGACAAAAUGAACGUUCAAGAGAACAUAUGAAAACGUAAAAUUCAAUAAAUUCAUAUCAUCUAUGUACAUCGUGGCAAUACCAGCUUACAUGUAUAGCUUUUGAUUUUUCAAUUGCAUGAUCUACUAAAGUUCUAAGCUUUAGUUCAAGUAUAGAAAAAUGUGUUUUGAAGACAACUUUAUGAAAAAAACCAUUACUCAAUUCAACAAGAUUCUUGCUAAGCUAUCGAUGUUAUGUUCAGCAGAGCCAUUUCAUUCUUCUCUGUCUCUAAAGCUCAAGUUACAUAAACAUUCCUACUUUAUUAGUUUAGUAGUACUUGAGUUGUUAAUGUUCAUUUAUUGGUGAUUAGUCAGCAUUAUCGGUGAAAAAACUAUUCUCUUCAAUUAAAGCUACUUAAAAAAAAAAAGGGUAAAUUAGAGCUACCUUCAUAUAACCUAAAUUUGAUAUUCAUGAUUGAAUGUCACUCAAGGUGCAUUAUUAAAUGCAGGAAUGGAUUAUUUACCAAAAAAAGAAUGUAGUUGAAGUUCAUAUUAAGUUUAGUGAUUAACUUAUCAUAACAUCACAAAUGUCAUAACCGAAUUAAUAGUUUUGAAGAUUAUAAAUGAUGGCAAAAAAUAAUCUCCAACAACAUUUGUGAUUAGGAUGAGGUAAACAAACAUUUGUGAUUAGGAUGAGGUCAGCUGUUUUGCCGUGAAAAUGAUAUUUCAUAUAUGAUUGUGUUUUAUUUGUUGAAUUUGCUUCACAAAAAAUGCGAAAAAAUGCACCUUGAUAAUAGAGAUAGUGAAGUUGAUGAUGGAUAUUUUUUACUGUAAAAAGGUACUGAUAUUGGUCAUUUUGAAAUAUAUAUAUAAUAUUGUGUCAUUAAGUUUAUAAUGGGUUGAUAUACCCUUGCAUAAGUCAUAUCUUUUUAAUUCCAACAAGAAUGUGCAUAGAAAGCACCAAUGACAACAUUAAGUUUAUGAUGGAUGCUAAUUUUAUAUUUACUAAACAAUUUAAAUUUGAAGUUUUGUUAAUUAUUGUUAUCGUAUGGUAGCCGGCCAACGGGCCGAGCUACUAUCUAGUACUAGUAAUAAUAGUAAAACAACAAAUUUGGCCGAACAUAUUUUUGAACUCUUCUAAAAGAAAUAAAAGAAAAAUCAGAUAAAACUGUGCGCGCUAUGAAAAUGACCAAAUGAGGCAAGUUUAUUGCUGAUUAACAUUUCGUGUGGGGUAGCGUUCUGCAGGAGCCAGGAGCAAGUGAGCGAGCGAGAGAGAGAGAGAUUUGAAUUUUCCUAUAAAUUAGCUUCAAAGGGAACAGUCGAGAAGGAGGAGAAGUAAGAGAGAGGAAACAGCGAGCGAAAAUUUGAAAGACCAUCAGUAGCAGCUACCAAGCCAAGGAAAGGAAAGGAGAUGCGGAGCGCUAAGAAUGCCUCGCGGAAGAAGAUUUCUCUGGAGCGAUACAUGGAGUUCAUCCUCUCCCAUCCCCGAAUCGUUCUCCCUGUCCCUGAUCUCAACCAGAUCGUUAGCUUGCACGGUUUCAGGAAAGUAACAGAACAUCCCAAGAAAAAUCUCACCCAAGCAUUGAAGGAACUGGAUCUGAUGGACCUCUCCCGCUCCACCAUACACCACGGCUCUGGGAUAUUCCCGUCCGCGUCCAUCACUCUGGAAGAUUUAGUCGACGACCUCGACAAGUUGAACUGGCAAGAAUGCCGCGUCACCUCUGUCCAAACCUUCCACUCUUCCAAAGGAGGCAGCGCUUCAACAGGACCAGCCGACUCUCGUCCGCAAUCCGUUUCAAUUGUACCCGCCUCAACACUCAACUCCAAUGGCGACUUCCCUGCCCGUCUCUCCGCCACCGGAGUGGCAGAAUCCAAGAAACAAUCGGCCGUUGCUGCUAAGAGCUCCGGUUGCCUUGGUGCGGCGUCUAAGUCGCCUACUGCGUCUGAGAUCUCCAGACCAGCUGAAUCGGAGGUGCAAUCUGCUGCUGCUGCUACCCGCAAGAGGAAGAGUUUAGAUGAGAUGCUACGGCGUCUGCCUGCUCAUCAUCUGUCCACCGCACCCGCCGCUGAAUCCAAGAAGAAGCAAACAUCCGCUGCUCGCAAGAGGACGCUUUGAAACUAUUUCUAUCGUAGCAGUAUCCAAGUAGCAAGGGUCCUAUUACUAUGUUACUUUAUUAUUUCUUGUUUCUGUAUUUGAGUUGAUUUGACAGACCAGGGUCCUGCAAUUCGAGGCCCCAAAAACAUCUAUACUCCACCCUAAUUUGGUUGACUUUGAUUACCCUGUAUUUUUCUGGGUGGAUGGAUUGGAUUGCAUUGAACAAAGAUGGGAAAGUAUUAAGACAACAAACAGUUGUUGAAAAGAGACUUGGCACGAUUCGGAGGCAUCACAUGGUUAAGGGGGCAUCAUCGUCGUAAUCUACAAUGACGCUAUGAUACAGGUCUCAAAGGCUGCCCAGUAUACUUAAGAACAUAGUACUGUUACAAUUCCGGUACUUGAAAGUCUAAAAGGAUUCAUGCAUCUGAUGGUGUUCAGUGCAUACAUUUUAAGCAUCCCAGUUUCCAAUUAAGGUACCAACAGACGACAUUUCAAAUUCAUUCAACCAAAUGUAAUAGCAAAGUCAUCUGGAUUGCCCAAGCUCCAUUCCCUCAUGCUCCACUUGCAUACAAACGGGUCCAUUCUUUAGCUGCAAAACAGUUCAACAGUGGUAUGCACAGUGAGAAUGGAAGUCAAACGUUCGUCUUUACUUGCACAACAGCUAGAGAGCCAAAUUUAGUUUCGCUCAGUACAGCCUUCAUUAUCACACAUAUUAGCAGCUCCCGGCUAGGGGCAUUCCAGGUUCUUGCUCACAAUGUUAUCUUAGUAGGGCUGUUUCACUCGGUUUUUUCCUCAGUGAACUCGAAAUUGGAAAAGCGCUUCAGCAUAAAAGGACACUACCUGAAUGAAAAUAGAGAACUAAAAGCAAU
Messenger RNA from Linum trigynum, 3254 nucleotides. Lineage: Eukaryota; Viridiplantae; Streptophyta; Magnoliopsida; Malpighiales; Linaceae. The record is from the annotation of a GenBank genome assembly.